Daucus carota subsp. sativus is the source of this 942-nucleotide messenger RNA. Its product is annotated as ethylene-responsive transcription factor 4. The transcript has a single exon. The coding region runs from base 172 to 774 and encodes 200 amino acids. NCBI's taxonomy places the organism in Eukaryota, Viridiplantae, Streptophyta, Magnoliopsida, Apiales, Apiaceae. Gene Ontology annotation, biological process: regulation of DNA-templated transcription. Gene Ontology annotation, molecular function: DNA binding; DNA-binding transcription factor activity. The record is from RefSeq and is a predicted model, not a curated record.
CCCAUAGUCCCAUAGUCGUACCUCGUGUCUUGCCUGACCCGGUCAAUCCCUUCCCUUCUCCCCCUCCCUAUAUAUUUUUCACAUUCUCCCCUCCACUUCUCUCCCCAACACAAUCAUCUCUAUCUCUUUCUCUCCGCUUUUCACAAAUAUAACGUAUCGAGAUUAUUUUAAAUGGCGAUGAAGGAUAAAUCUAAGUUGGCUAAACGUAGUGCCGCGAGUGAUGUGAAGGAGGUCCAUUACAGAGGCGUGCGAAAGAGGCCGUGGGGCCGUUACGCCGCCGAAAUACGUGAUCCGACCAAGAAGACACGCGUCUGGCUAGGCACUUUCGACACAGCCGAAGAGGCGGCGCGUGCUUAUGACACGGCUGCUAGAGACUUCCGUGGUCAUAAAGCAAAGACUAACUUCCCUUCGUCUUCCGCCUACGUCAACACUCUUCAUAGUCCGUGCAAUAGUAGCACUGGCGACAUGCUUACUCACGCUCCUCUCGGACUUGAACUCACGCGCCACCACUACCAGCCGCCGGUGGGAUAUCAUCAGGCGAGUCAGGUCAUGAUGUAUGACUACGAGGCUUUUCUCCGAUCAGGUAUGGCCUAUCCGGUGAGAUUGUCUCCGGUGAGAAUCGACGGAGGUUCGUGUAGUGGUUCGGAUUCGUCGUCGGUUGUGCAAGGGAAUGAUUGUACACAAAAUGAUGCGACUAUAACUAGCAAGCAAACAGUAAGAAAAGCUUUGAAUCUUGAUCUUAAUUUAGCUCCUCCUCUGGAGGAAGAUCAGUGAAGGGCGUCAAGCUAGAGUAUGUUAAAUCUACAUGAAAUUUCGUGUGUGUAUAUAUGUAAUAGUAUAUCUCAAGAAUUCUGAUGCUUUUCACAAUAUUACUCUGCUUGUAACACUUUUAAUUUAGAUAAUUACAACAACAGAAUGGCCGCAUUUGAUUCAUUUUUACUA